Leopardus geoffroyi (Geoffroy's cat) is the source of this 3420-nucleotide messenger RNA. RefSeq names its product fibronectin type III domain containing protein 3C1-like. Bases 1 to 3420 code for a protein of 1139 amino acids. Gene Ontology annotation, molecular function: protein binding; structural molecule activity. The transcript has 17 exons. Lineage: Eukaryota; Metazoa; Chordata; Mammalia; Carnivora; Felidae. The record is from RefSeq and is a predicted model, not a curated record.
AUGUUGCCAGUAAAUGUUACAGGACCUUGGUAUCCUAAUUAUGGUAUGCAACUGGCUUUAGAAAUCAGUAAAUGGCUACGCAGGACCAAACGGUUUCUUGGACUCUUAAUUGCUGGACUCAUAGCAGCAGUGACUGUAAUUGCCUCUGCAACUGUAUCUGUAAUAUCCUUACAUAAAAGUGCCCAAACGGCAUCCCAUGUAAAUAAAUUAGCUCAUAAUGUAUCCAAAGUGUUUGCCACUCAAGAACGAAUAGACCGUAAAUUGGAAGCCCAAUUAGAGGCACUACAAGAAGCAUUAAUGUAUCUUGGUGAUCAGUUUGCUGUUUUGCAUACCAGACUUUCUUUAAUUUGUCAUGAUACAUAUAAGCAUAUCUGUGUUACCCCUUUAGAGUAUACCAAUGUAACAUGGGGACAAGUGCGUCAUCAUUUACAAGGGGUUUGGCAUGAUGCUAAUACUAGCUUAGACCUCUUACAGCUACAAGAAGAGAUAAAUGUUGUUGCAAACAUGGCUGAACAUGGACUUGCACCUACUCUUACUGAAAUACCUCCUAUAGUUCCAGUUAUCAAUGGGGACUCCAUGCAACAGAUUAUAUUGGUGCAAGUUAACCCUGGGGAGACCCUCACCCUCAAGUCUGAUGAUGGGAAUAUUCAGAAUAUCCAAGGACCCGCUGAUGUACCUCUAAUGUCACCAAGUGGCACUUUGCCACCAAUAUAUCUUCCUCCUGGUUACAUGUCUCAGGUGGUGGAAGAAAAUGGCAUUCGCAAAAUUAUCAUUGUGCCUCAGACAAUUGACUAUCACACAACCAUGCCUGCUCCUAUACAACAAGUACCACACUUCAUUACACCAUCCUCUCCUAUAUAUCCACAAGGUGCUCAACUUAUGCAUCCCCCAGCUCAAGGGGAGUUUCCACCACCUUACAUCCAAGAGCCUAUGCCACAGCAGCUGCCACCACCACCGCUGCCACCACCACCGCUACCACCACCAGCAACACUUAUAUACCACGAGCAACAAGAAACUUAUUCCCAUGGAAGAGCAAAUUAUAACCAGUUUGAUGAAAGGGCUGCUAAAAUGGAAGAACAUAUGAAGAAAAAUCUGGGAGAAUGUAAAGGUGGCGUACACAAUAGCUAUAUGGUUAACAACACCUCUUUGUUUGUGAUCAAAACCAAUGAUUUCUCCAGUAUUCCUCCUACACCAAGCACUUACACUGUGGACUAUGCUCCAAGUACCUACACUGUUGACAAUACCUUAAGCACCUACACUGUGGAAAAUACUACACAAACCUACACUGUUGAUAAUACAUCAAGUGCCUACACUGUAGACAACACUUCAAGCACUUUCACUGUGGACAACGGCCCAAGUAUGUACACUGUAAACAGUGCUCAGAACAUUUACACUGCUGACAAUACUCUCAGUACUUACACUGUUGACAACCCUCAAAGCACUAACAUUGCUGAUAAUACUCCUAGCAAUUCUUCCACUGACCAUGUGCCUAGUACUCUCACUACAGACAGUGCUCUUCCUUCCACAAUUGAUAGUGUUCCAAACCCUUUCAGCACUAAUUAUGUCCCCACGCCUUCCACUUCUGACAGCACUCCCAAACCAUCACCUAUUGACAGCACUCCAAGCCCUUCCAUUUCUGGCCAUGCUUCUAACACUCCCAUCUCUGAAAGUGCUCCCAGCACUUCCAUCUCUAAAAGUGUUCCCAGCACUCCCAUUUCUGAAAGUGCUCCCAGCACUUUGGCCAUUGACAGUGAUCUCACUGCUUCCAAUGCUGCCAGCAAUUCCAACACUGUCAGUGCUCAUGUUGAGACUAGCCAUGGAAAGAAAUGGAGUGCUACAAGAAGUAGAGACAUCAAGCAGAAACCAGGUGGAAAACAAAACAAAGCAUCAUCAAAUGCUGCAGAAAAAGGCAAGGUUUCUGAUAUUCAAACAAGAUCUGCUGUUAUUUCAUGGAAACUACAUGGUUCUAAGAAGUGUAAUCACACCAAAUCUCCUGUGACAUUUGAACUGGCAAUCUCUAACAGUGGUUGUGAACCAGACCCUCCACCUGCACCCAAACUAAUUAACCGAUCCAAGAGCAGCCUGAAUUUACAGUGGAAAGGUUCCAAUGAUAAUGGUUCCAAAAUAAAUGGCUUCCUUUUGGAAUGGGAUGAGGGCAAAGGUGAAGACUUCAAAAGUUGCUAUAUGGGUACCAUGAAACAGUACAAAAUCCUUAAACUAAAUGCUUCUACAAAAUAUUCAUUCAGAAUAGCUGCCAAAAAUAACUUUGGCUUGAGUGAUUUCAGUGAAAUAGCAGUUUUCCAUACAUCAGGAACUAUGCCUCCAACACCUUUACCUCCUAAGCUAAAAGAAGCAGGAAUCUGUUAUUUGUCACUAGAAUGGUGUGCUCCAACUAACACAAACCCAAAUGACAGUCUUACUUAUGUACUAGAAAUGGAGGAAGAAGGAUCUCCUUCAGAUAUAUUGACUAUUCAAACACCUAAUCUUUCUCCUGCAUCUUGCCAUCCUCCACCCUUGAAUGGUGCGGCAAAGACCAGAGAAAACAACAUCAAAUGUGACAAUCCUCCUACUAAUGGAAACUCGGAAGCAUUUGCAAAUGUCAAAAAGGCAGAAGGUAACCAAGAUGACAAACGAAGGCAUCCUGGCUCCAAAGUGAGAUGCACAUCUGGAGCUCAUUCAAUGAAGUGUGAAAGUGCACCAAUUCCAAGCCCUCCUUCUCAAUGUGGUACACCUGUGGUAACCUGCAAGGGUCCAACCUGCAUUGCUGUUAGUUGGGAGAUUCCUGUAUGUAAUGGUGCCAAAAUCACAGAUUACAGACUAGAGUGGGGGAAAGCUGAAGAAUCGAUGCACUUGAUAUAUACUGGCCCUUGUCUGAGCUAUGAAGUUAAAGGUCUCAUUCCUGCAACUACAUAUUUUUGCAGAGUUCAGGCUGUAAACGUAGCUGGAGUUGGACUGUUUGGAGGAACUGGCAGAGUAACCACAUCAGCAACUGUACCAGCAGUAGUACCAAUGCUACAUGAAGUUGAAAACAAAGUUCCUGCCAAAUUGGCAUCAUCUUGCAUUGCUAUUAAAUGGGAGGAACCAGAUUGCCAUGGCUCUCCAAUCACUGGAUAUAACAUUGAAUACGGAGACAGAAAAAUUCAGACUGUUGAUAGAGUAACAGAAUGUCUUCUGAAAAACCUACAGCCUGAUACCACAUACAUAAUCAGAAUUCAAGCCAUCAAUCAUUAUGGACUAAGCCCUUUUAGCCAAUCAAUAAGAACCAAAACCAAGCCACUACCACUUGAUCCUCCACAUCUUGAUUGUGUGGUCUAUGGACACCAGAGCCUCAAACUGAAAUGGGGUAACUCUUCAAGCAAAGGAUUACUUUCCAACCUUAUAAGCUACAAUUUGUUAAUAGGAGAUAGAUCUGGCAAGUAA